Messenger RNA from Parnassius apollo (apollo), 894 nucleotides. Lineage: Eukaryota; Metazoa; Arthropoda; Insecta; Lepidoptera; Papilionidae. The record is from the annotation of a GenBank genome assembly.
AUGAUCAAACGAAAGAUUUUGAUGCCACCACUUGAAGAACCACUACAUCCACCAACAAAGUUUAUUCCUUUCUUGAGAUCAUGUACAGGUUCUAACGCAGUCAAUGAAGUAUUUGAACGUAACAAAGAAAAUUAUGAUGAUAAAAAGGAAACUUUAAAGGUGUUACCUAUUCCUAGCAAUCGAAAAGUUAUUGUUUUACUUUAUCCCCUCCACAUCCUAUCUCUGCGCAAAACAAAACUUGAUGCAGGAAGUGUGGAACAGGCAGAAGCAACUAUUAACACAAUUUUGAACAACGUUAGUCCAGAUAUUAGUGAUAUAUGGUGGGACAAAAAUAGCCUCAUAAGUGACCCUAAAGAUAAGAGCAAAAAUUUUGCUAAGGAACUUAACAACGGUAAAGAAUAUUUCAAGAGUGCCAUUCAAGAAAUUGAACAACAUUGGAAUAAGAGAGGAGAGAAUGAUGAGGUGUUAGCAAAAAAUAUUCAAGAAGAAUCUAAUAAUGAAGGUUUUGCACUAAUUAUUAGCACUUCAGAAGAAGAACAGGCGGCAUCAAUUACAAACAACGCAACUUCAGUAGUUGGCGCAGCAAGCUCUUCUCCUGGAAAUAACGAUGCAAGCCCCCCUGGCAAUAAGAAGGAGGAUAACGUUGAUGCAACUGCAACCUCAGUAAAUGUUAGCAACACAAAUACUCAAUCUACUGCUAGUGGACAAACCCCAGAAAAGAACUAUACAAACUUCUGUGGUAAACACAAAGGGAAGAUUGCUCUAGGUGUUACUGGACUAUGCGCAGCUGGUGCCUUUGCAGCCUAUAUGCUAGCGUAUCCUGUAGUUGCACUGGCUUUAGCAGUUUUAGCAGCAGUUAUAUUAAUGGGUGCUGGUAUUGCUAAGGUUCGUUAG